UGGUUCUUCAAAUCCAACCACGUAUCUCUGGAAGAUCGCCCUCAUUUCAAGCUUCAAAUUCCAACGUUGAUUAUCUGAUCAACGGGCCACAUUCCCAUAUUUUUAUUUUCGCUACAAUAGGACAAGAGAUCUACCCAACAGAGUACCGUCACGCCUACCGACACAAUGCGAGCGGCUAGGGAACAGUUAAGCUAUAGAAUGUGUAUUUUCGACUACAUUUGCACAUGCAACGCCUGCAGUUUGGGGAAACAGUGGAGCCGAGUGCUAUUCAAUGAUGCUGAUGAACUGGAUCAGCCGCAUUGAAUAGCUCUGUUCUGAUAUAUGAAACGGCAUACCUCAUAAAUAAACUCCAUCUGGCCCGGCGGAAACAAAGAUCUCUCCACAUUCGUCCAUGGCUCUUACUGAACAAGAAGCCAGCAUUGUAGCACUGUUCGUGGAGGGCACCGCCUGGGGCGUCUUCCUGGUCACCUUUGGACUAUGCCUUCGCUCCCUCCUCUGGACAGAGUCCGGAAUGAAAUCCUGGCCUGAAAUUAAUCGUCCAAUGCUUCUCGUUUGCUUGGUCAUGCCCAUAAUUGCGACGGUGCAGGUGAUUCUGAAUAUCAUUAGAGCGCUUGAAUCACUCGGCUCCACAAGAGUCAGCGAGCAGUUCACGAACCUUGGAAGUGCCGCUGAGGUUUUGAAGUUCAUCUGCGUAGAUAUGCAGACCCUCAUCGGGGAUGGCAUUCUGACGUAUCGUUGCUGGGUGGUUUACGGGAGAUCCUGGACCGUGGCUGCGGUACCAGCGCUCCUUUGGAUAGGGGCAUCGGUGACAGCAGUAUUGAAUAUUGUUGUUCUCAGCCAAAUCCAUUCCGAGGCCCUCACCGCACCAACCAGCUUACGGCCCAUCAUCAGUUCUUUCUGGGGCAUAAGUAUCGCGCUGAAUAUAAUAACGACGUGUCUCAUUGUAGUCCGUAUCUACAACGUUGAUCGGACAGUGUCCAGACAUCCAGUCACUCGUUUGUCAGGAUGUCAUUCUGACAGACUCAACAGACUGCAGCGAACGAUAAGGAUUAUCAUCGAAUCUGGUGCCAUAUAUACUAGUGCUGCUAUUAUAACCUGCGCGACAUACGUCUCUGGAAGCGUAGCCGUGUACUUCACGAGUGCUUUGGAGGUCAAGACAGCUGGGAUUGCCUUCAACCUCAUCAUUAUUCGGGUCCACAAUAGAUCCCACGAUGAAGAGACGAGGAAUAUGCAUGUGUCCACUCCAUUAUACUUUGUUAAGCGGCCUCGCCAAAUGGACACAGAGGUUGAAGCAACCACUGGAAACAGGUGACAGAUAUACAAGAGCAGAAGCCACACCUUCCUCUCGCGUCUCUGCUAGUUGUCAAUCUGGUGAUCAUCGUCACUGCGAUAUUCCUUAACAUUGCAAUCUGUAACCUAGCACCUACAGUUCAAAAAAUUAAUGUGACGUCUAA
This is a messenger RNA of Desarmillaria tabescens, 1454 nucleotides long. RefSeq lists its product as uncharacterized. Lineage: Eukaryota; Fungi; Basidiomycota; Agaricomycetes; Agaricales; Physalacriaceae. The coding region runs from base 392 to 1312 and encodes 306 amino acids. The transcript has 7 exons. The record is from RefSeq and is a predicted model, not a curated record.